Messenger RNA from Harmonia axyridis, 3805 nucleotides. Its product is annotated as ribosome biogenesis protein BMS1 homolog. The record is from RefSeq and is a predicted model, not a curated record. Gene Ontology annotation, molecular function: U3 snoRNA binding; GTP binding; GTPase activity. Gene Ontology annotation, cellular component: nucleus; 90S preribosome. The coding region runs from base 172 to 3747 and encodes 1191 amino acids. The transcript is spliced from 9 exons. Gene Ontology annotation, biological process: maturation of SSU-rRNA from tricistronic rRNA transcript (SSU-rRNA, 5.8S rRNA, LSU-rRNA); ribosome biogenesis; endonucleolytic cleavage of tricistronic rRNA transcript (SSU-rRNA, 5.8S rRNA, LSU-rRNA). NCBI's taxonomy places the organism in Eukaryota, Metazoa, Arthropoda, Insecta, Coleoptera, Coccinellidae.
UGGCUGUACUGUGCACUAGUUCUCUAUGAUUCUAACCACAAUUCAUUCAAAAUUUCGUAGUAUGUCACUAGUUGAAAAACAUUUUGAAUCGUUAUAGUUGAUUCCUGAUUAGUUCUGAGUGUUAUUUGUAUUGUUUUCGAAAGUGAACCUAUAUUAAUGAAGAGCUGAAGAAUGGAAAAAGAAAGUGUUGAUUGUGAUUCCAAAAAGUCGCAUAGGGAUAGACGUGCAGGUAGAAAGGCUGAUAAAAAAAAAGCUAAAGAUAAAAAUGUUACCCAAAUUCUGACUGAUAAACAACGUAAUCCGAAAGCCUUUGGAUUCAAUUCUGCCAUAAAAGCUGAAAGGCAAUUCAGACGAAAACAAGAUGUUGACACCAAGAAACAACACAUUCCUUUAGUUGACAGAACUCCUAUUGAACCUCCGCCCAUUAUUAUUUCAGUUGUAGGUCCUCCUAAAGUUGGAAAAACUACAUUAAUCAAAAAUCUCAUCAAACUAUGGACAAAAACACCAAUGACGAACAUAAAAGGUCCUGUAUCAAUUGUCAUAGGAAAAAAGAGAAGGGUUACUCUCAUUGAAUGCAAUAAUGAUAUAAAUUGUAUGAUAGAUUUGGCUAAAGUCACAGAUCUGGUUUUACUUUUAUGUGAUGCUAACUUUGGUUUUGAAAUGGAAGUCUUUGAAUUUUUAAAUAUAUGUCAGGUUCACGGAAUGCCUAGGAUAAUGGGGGUUUUGAAUCAUUUAGAUAUGAUAAAAAAUAGCAAAAAAUUAAAAACAACGAAAAAAACUAUCAAAAACAGGUUUUGGAAAGAGCUCUAUCCUGGUGCAAAAUUAUUCUACUUAUCAGGAAUAAUACGUGAAGAUUACCUAAAAAAUGAAAUAAAAAAUUUAGGUCGGUUUAUAUCCCUUAUGAAAUUUAGGCCUUUGUCUUGGAGAAGUGAUCAUAGUUAUAUAUUAGUAGAUAGAUAUGAAGAUCUUACAAAUCAAGAACUUUUAAGAAAUAACCCAAAGUGUGAUAGAAAUAUUUCUCUAUACGGAUAUAUAAGAGGAAUGCCUUUGAAACAAUCAGAAGUUCAUAUAGCUGGAUUAGGAGAUCUUAGCAUACAUGAUAUAUCUUUUCUGCCUGAUCCAUGUCCCCUUCCAGAAGAACUUAAAAAGAGAGCAUUGAUCGAAAAAGAAAAAAUGAUUUAUGCCCCAUUUUCUGGCGUAGGUGGUAUUGUUUAUGACAAGGAUGCAGUUUAUGUGGAACUUGGUGGUUCUCAUAGCCACAAGGAAAGAAGAAAUGAUGAUGAAGUAGAUAAUAUAGUCAACAACCUUAUUGAAGCAAAAGAAACAUUAGACACAAAAAUGGAACAUUCAGAAAUGCAAAUCUUCACUGGUGGUGAAAACAUAACAGCAAAAGAAAUAAAUGAAUUUAGUGAUUCCGAAGACUGUAUUAGCGAAGAGGAAAAUGACGAGGAAGAUGAUGAAAAUGAAGCUGAAGAUAAAAUUGAUUUUGUGGAAGAACAGGAUGGGGAAAAAUCAUCAAAAAAUAAAAAUAGUAAGGAUGAUGAAGAUGAAUUCAAUGAAGAACUUAGUAUGCUGAGGAAAAAAUCCCAUACGGUGGAAAAAAUUUUCGAUUCAGGUAGAGUGAGGAGGAAAGUAAUUUUUGAAACUAUGGAUGAAUCAUUUGCUGAUACAGAUGAUGAAUCAUCAGCUGAUACUGAUGAUGAAUCAUACAAUGAAAGUAGUGAUGAAGGAAAUCAAAUAAGUCAAAAUAUCAAAAAGAAAGAAGAUUUAAUAAAUAAAUCAGAUGGAAAUAUACAUAAUAAAAUUAAAGAUGUACUUAAGAGUCUUGAUGAUAAGAAAAAUAUCAGUGAAGUAUCUGAAGAUGAAACAAAGGAAAAUAUAGAAGAUGAAUCAGAUUUAGAAAUGGACGAAUCUGAGGAAUCUGAUGAAGAUGAACCUUCAGAAGGGAUAAAAUGGAAAGACAACUUGGCUAAAAAAGCACAAGAUGCAUUCAUGGAAAGACAGAUGUCAACAAGAAAUUUGAGGAAAUUAUGUUAUGGGGAGGAACAACUUCAAGAAACAAUUUCAGAAGAACAAGAGAAUGAACUUGGAAACCUGCUCAAAACUGUAUCUAAAAGCCAACAACAAAUUAAAAUCAACAAAGGAUCUCUUGAUGCUUUUGAAAAUACAGAAAAACCCAGAUAUAUUUUUGAUUUGCCCAUAAAAAAUUGUUUUGUCACUGGAACAUGGAAAGAAAGUGAAGAUGCGAAUGAAUUAUUGAAAAUAGAUGCUGCUAAAGAUUUGAGUGAUUCGGAAUCUGAGGUAUUUGGUGAUUUCGAGGAUUUGGAAACUGGAGAGAAACGAAAAAGGGAGGAACCUGAAAAUACUGACCUAGAAUACAGUAUAAAAAAGAAAGCACUCAAAGAAAGAUUUGAUGACGAAUAUGAUAAUGGUGAAAAUAACACUUUUUAUGAUGAGCUAAAAUUGACAGCAGAUAAGCAAUCGCAGUUGAAUAAAACCUUUUUUGAAAAUAUGCCGGAUGACCAAAGAACUCAGAUUCAAGGUUUUCGGUCUGGAAUGUAUGUAAGAAUGGAAUUCAAAAAUGUUCCGUCAGAAUUUAUUACUAAUUUUGACCCAACUUAUCCUAUAAUUGUUGGUUCCCUCAACACCAUCGAAAACAAAAUUGGUUAUGUAAAUGUAAAAUUGAAAAAACACAGAUGGUACAGCAAAAUUUUAAAAACAGCUGAUCCAUUAAUAAUUUCUCUUGGAUGGAGACGUUUUCAAACUCUACCAUUAUACUCCAAGAUGGAAGAUGAUAUGAAAUUCCGUUACUUGAAAUACACCCCUAAGCAUGUAAGCUGCAAUGCUCACUUUUGGGGUCCACUCACCCCCCCACAGAAUGGAUUUUUGGCUGUACAAAGUGUGGAAUCCAACCCAGAGAUCUUGAAAAAUCAAGGAUUCAGAAUAGCAGCUACCGGAACUGUUGGGGAAUUGGUGGAAUCAACACAGAUAUUGAAAAAACUUAAACUAAUAGGUUAUCCUGAUCCCACCAAAAUAUUCAAGAAAACUGCUUUCAUAAAAGAUAUGUUCAAUAGCUCCUUAGAGGUAGCAAAAUUUGAAGGAGCUAAAAUAAAAACAGUAUCUGGCAUUAGAGGUCAAAUCAAGAAACCAAUAAAUAAACCCGAAGGAACUUUCAGAGCAACAUUUGAAGAUCAAAUAAAAGCAAGUGAUAUCGUAUUCUGUAGAACAUGGAAAAAAGUAGAUGUUCCACAAUUUUAUAACCCUGUAACAAAUCUUUUACUACCCAUUGACCAAAAAAAUACUUGGAAAGGUGCGAGAACAACAGGAGAAAUUAAACGUGAGAACAACAUCAAAGCCCAAGUUAACCCAGAUCAUUUAUAUGAGCCAAUCAUUCGAGAAGAAAAGCCAUUUGCACCACUUGUUAUUCCGAAGAAACUUCAGGCUGCAUUACCUUAUAGGGACAAACCAAAACAUGGCAUUAGGAUGUCUGAGAAGAAGAAGGGCACUGGUAGAGUAGCUGUAAUAAUGGAGCCUAAGGAACAAAAGGUAAUGAACAUGAUGAAGAUGAUCAAGACGGUUUAUAAUAAGGAUAAGGAAAAGGAAAAACAAAAAACGAAAGAAAGAUUAGAAAAAUACAGGCAAAGCAAUAUUGAGGCACAAGAGGAAGCCAAGAAUCGAAACAUUAAAAAAAUAAAGAAGGAGGUUAUGAGAAACCGAAGCAAAAGAGAAUUGAGCAAAAAAAAAUGAUUGUAAUUAUUUUUGUAAAUAAGAUACUAAACUAUUAAAAUUAAUUUCAUAGUUAAAA